AUGAGGAAAAUUAACCCCAGAGAAUUCAACGUGCCUCCAGUGGUAUUUCCCUCCGGUGGAAACCCUGCGGGCGGCGCCGGUGGAGGCCCCCAGCAACGCAGCCUCCCUACAGCCCCCUUCCAACCCCCGCGAUCCGCUAACGCUAGCAUCCCAUUCAUGGCAUUCGAUGUCAACUCGGCUGCCGCUUCCACUUCAUUUUCGACUCCUCAAUUCCCCUCCACAAUUUCCACCGGAGGCGCUGCCGGAUUUGAGGAUGACUCACCACUCCUUGAGGAGCUCGGCAUAAACACGAAGCAAAUUUACCAGAAAACAAUUUCUAUUCUCAUUCCGUUUAGAAUCAAUGCCCAUCUUCACGAAGAUGCUGAUCUCUCUGGCCCUUUCCUUUUCCUAAUGGCAUUCGGAAUCUUCCAACUCCUUUCCGGAAAGCUCCAUUUCGGGAUAAUCCUCGGCUGGGUUACUGUGGCAUCGCUGUUUCUAUACAUUGUUUUCAAUAUGUUAGCGGACUGGAAUGGGAAUCUCGAUUCGUACAGGUGUCUUAGCCUGAUCGGAUACUGUAUCUUGCCGAUUGUGAUACUAUCGGCUGUGUCGUUGUUUGUGCCACAGGGCGGGAUGGUGAUCAUGGUGUUGGCGGGGAUGUCCGUGAUAUGGUCAACACGCAUUUGCACCCUCCUACUUGUUGAGUUAGCAUCCUUUGGGGACGAGCACCGAGGCCUAAUCGGGUAUGCUUGCUUCUUAAUUUACAUGAUUUUCUCUCUGCUAGUGAUUUUCUGAUAGAAUUACUAUUAUCAAAUUGAGUUGCGUCUCGUCAAAUUCUUAGUCUCUGCUAGGGUAUUGCUUGUUAGUAUCCUGAGGCAUUAAGUGAAUGGAAGCCAAAUCGUGGUAGUGUUGGACAAUGAAUCGAAUUGUUUUUGGCUGUCAAAUGAGAAUGUGGUAGAUAAUGUGCUAGACAGACCUCGGAGAUUUGUUUUCAUAUUCGUAUUGUGAUUGGUGAUUAUAUAAUUAGCGUGCUCCUUUUAUUUGAUGGUAUCAAAAUGAUUAGAAACACUGGAAAUUUUUAGCAUCUGUGGGCAUGGUGUAUCAGAUUCUUUAUUAAUUGUUUAUUUGUGAACA
This is a messenger RNA of Olea europaea var. sylvestris, 1110 nucleotides long. Its product is annotated as protein YIPF5 homolog. The record is from RefSeq and is a predicted model, not a curated record. The coding region runs from base 1 to 771 and encodes 256 amino acids. Gene Ontology annotation, cellular component: membrane; trans-Golgi network. NCBI's taxonomy places the organism in Eukaryota, Viridiplantae, Streptophyta, Magnoliopsida, Lamiales, Oleaceae. The transcript is spliced from 2 exons. Gene Ontology annotation, biological process: vesicle fusion with Golgi apparatus; endoplasmic reticulum to Golgi vesicle-mediated transport.